This is a messenger RNA of Spinacia oleracea (spinach), 3397 nucleotides long. RefSeq names its product protein ACCELERATED CELL DEATH 6. The transcript is spliced from 4 exons. The record is from RefSeq and is a predicted model, not a curated record. Lineage: Eukaryota; Viridiplantae; Streptophyta; Magnoliopsida; Caryophyllales; Amaranthaceae. Gene Ontology annotation, molecular function: protein binding. The coding region runs from base 1092 to 3299 and encodes 735 amino acids. Gene Ontology annotation, cellular component: plasma membrane.
GACAUAAAUUAAGAAAACCCUGAAGAAGUUGACUAGAGAUUCUGUUGGUAGGCGCUCCAUUUGGUUGAUUUCGGAUUUAUCAGUUACAUCUCCUCUUCGUUUCUUCAAAGGAGCUUUGUACAGAAUGUUGUGGUUCUUUCAAGGAUUCUAUGUUUGCAUCUGAUAGUGCUUCCAAGACUUCCUGCUUAAUUCCACAACGAAUCCUAGUUGAAGCCAUGGCAUCCUUCAGCCCUUACUUCAGUACGGCCUGAAUAAAAUCUGUCGUGGUACUCUUGGUCUCUUGUUCUUAGCAUGGCCGGCAGUUGUCAUGCAUGCCCUCCUUCAAAAGCGUGGUCAAGUUCCUCUUUACGGGUAUGAUUGGCUCUUGUCAUUUGAAGGUGAUACUACUGACGGAUAUGGCUAAAAUCAAAGUUUUUGUUCCUCUUCAAAGCUUCCCAUCUUUGUUCUCUUACCAAAAAUUUGGUAUUAUUUCCCCGAAUUUUUUUUCCGCUUAUGCCGGAAAUUUAAUAGGUGUUCUAGGUCAUCUAGGACCUCCACAUCAAUUUUUUGUGCUAAUUAAAAUUAGGUUUUAUAAGUAGAAUGAUAGGAGUUUGUACAGGCGAUUAUUAUUCUGGGUCUCCUCCCCUUAUAUAUAGGAAGUACAUUAUUUAUGUGCCCAGUUUAAUUACAAUUGUAAGUUGUAACUGGAGCGGCUAACACAUUCAUUUGAGCCACAUAUAAAUAAUUUACCUUUUGCUCCAAUCUUACAUUUUACCCUUUUUUUGGUCAUUUUUCUCUACUUUUGAGUUUUGACUAGCCAUAAUCUGUAAAAUUUCAAAUUUUGUUUACUCCUUUGGCAAACAUUUUAUAUUCCAUAACGCUUUUGUGAUUGAAAUUUCAUGAUUAUAUGAUUAUAUCCAUCCAUUUUGGAGUUGGACUAUCCUUGUUUGAGUCGUAUUAUUGGCGCAUAAUUACGGGUAGAAGUUACUUGUGUUCGACUGUUCGAGGUAAGCAUUUUUUUAAUGUAACUUGAUGAUUAAGGUAACGUUUCGGAAUGAGUUUUUAAAAAUAGAAUUAUUAUCGAAACUUAAAUUAAAUUCACAAAAAAAUGAAUGUGCUUGCGAAGUGGGGAGCCAAGUCAACGUACUAGCAUAGCAACUCCAAAAAGCCUCAACUUGCCUACCUUCAACUGUCUAUUUGACACAAAAAAAGGAAACUUCGUAGCAAAACUUACAUUGAAAUCAAGAAACCAGCAUAUAUUGACUUCAACGACUUUACUACUUUCUCAGAAAAAAAUGACUCCUCCCAACUCUACUUCUCCUACUGCAGAGAGCAAUCUCCUGAAUGAUCAAGAAGCUUUAUCCUCCAUGGAAACCACCCCAUUAUCCCCGCAACCCGAAGAUAACGUCACCCCAGAAGAACUGAGCAACAUUGAAGACAUCCUAAGAGUACUGGAAAGUCAAAACAUGGACCCAAUUCACAGCAACAGAUUUUCUCUGGCAACCAGUGACAGCCACUCGAGUCGUGGAACCGCAGCAUCAGUUGCAGACGAUGAACAUUCUGUUUCAAUUGAAGAGCAUCUGUACAGAUUGUUAACCAAUGGGAAAAAAGAUGAGAUUUUAUCUUUUGGAGUUAAUCUUGAGGAGUUAAAGACUAAGGAGGAUAAAAACUCUGUCCUUCACAUUGCAGCUAGUGCAGGGCAAGCUGAGCUUAUUACUGAUAUUCUUCCUAAGUGUAAAGGUAUGAUCGAGUGGAAGAACAGCAAAGGUGAUCUUGCAUUUCAUUCUGCUGCGAAAGCAGCACAGUUUAAUGCACUCAAAGCUCUGAUUGAUUGGAUUGUAAAGGAGGGAAUUAGCAGGGAGAUGUUGGGGUGGGAAAAUAAUGAAGGGAAUACCGCGCUGCAUAUUGCUUUGGAAAAUAACCAGCAAGAUAUGGCUCGGGUUUUGGUGGGUGAGUUUAAUCAAGCUUGUUAUCAGUUGAAUAAGCAGAUGAUUUCUCCAUUGUAUUUAGCUAUCAAGUCGGGUUACUGGAUGCUUGUGAAGCACAUGAUCUCAUGCACAAUGCAGCAGAAGGCGGCUUCAGAGGAUGCUCUUCUUCGAGGAAAAUCUAUUGUUCAUGCUGCUAUUGAGGCCAAGAAUUUAGAAAUCCUGAAGGAGAUACUAAACCAUCAUAGACACCUGAUUGUAUCAAUGGAUGAUGAAGGUCGUACACCAUUAUCCUAUGCAGCAUACAAAGGUUACAUUGUAGGAGUUCAAUACUUGCUUAAGGAAUUCCCAGACUGUGCAUUCAAACGUGAUAAGGACGAAGAAGGCUCCUUCCCUAUUCAUAAGGCAGCAAGUGGUGGUAACAUAAAAGUAAUCAAAGAGCUGCAUAAUACAAAGAGAUUACUGAACAGGAAAGAGCAAAACAUUCUUCAUAUUGCAGCUGCAAGUGGAAAAUCCAAACUAGUAUCUUAUCUAUUGAAAUUGCAGGAGUUGGAAGGUCUUAUUAAUCUAAAAGAUGAAGAUGGAAAUACUCCUUUGCAUUUGGCUACAAAAGGGUUUCAUCCGAGGGUGGUGUAUAUUUUGACUCGAGAAAAUAGAUGCAAGUGUGAACUGCAGAACAAGGAUGGUUUGACAGCUCUUGAUUUGGCUGAGAUCCAUUCUGGCUCAUUCCCCACUUUUGAAGCGCGGUUGACAUGGAUGGCCUUGAGAUAUGUCGAUGCACCUCGAAGCUCACAGUCAACAAGGAAGAGAUUUGUGCAAAAGGACAUAACCAGAAAGCAAAAUCAGAGAGCAAAUGACAAGAAUGAGCUAGAAAGCUACAAGGACAGAGUCGACACUCACUUACUAGUAGCAACACUAGUAGCUACUGUAACCUUUGCAGCCGGGUUUACCCUCCCAGGAGGGUACAACCAGUCUGAUCCAGACAUAGGCAUGGCAGUCUUGGCACAUAGAUGGGCAUUCAAGGUGUUUGUAAUAUGCAACACAGCAGCAUUAUACAGCUCUAUCUUAAGUGUUGUGACUCUUAUUUGGGCACACAUGGGUGAUCUUAAGUUAGUCUUGGUUUCCCUCAGGUUUGCACUUCCCUUGCUAGGAUUUGCACUCGCUAUGAUGUCGUUGGCUUUCAUGAUGGGUAUAUUUGUUGUGUUAAAGACGGUAACUUGGCUUUCGUAUGUGGUUUUAGGGAUGGGAUCUGUGUUUUUGCUAGUUGUGCUUGUGUUCUUCAUCCCACUUUAUAAUCCGUCUUAUAUUAGGAAUUCUGUUGUUCGUUUUUUCUUUUCGGGUACCUUCCUGUUGUUGCUCCUGGUGUGUGAAAACAGCAGUAAUGAGUAUGCCUAAGAUAUUUUUGUAAAGCUUUUUGAGCAAUGUCAUAUAUUUGAAGUGAUCUUCAAGGAAUUCAAGUACUCAAUUUGAUUAAUUAUAACUCAUAUAGCACU